UUUAUAGGUUUUUAAGUGUGUACAUUUCAAUUUUAUUUUUUUAAUUUUGACAAAAAAUAAGCAGUGGCGCUAUACAUUUGAUUUUAAAUUUAUAUAUUUUCUUUAUUUUUUAAUACUGAUAAUGAUGUGGAAGUAUUGAUUCCAUUGGCAGCUGGCAGCGGUUUUUUUCUUUUUAAGAUGUAUGGGGGUUUCAGCAGAAUAAGUUUAUGGUAAAUUUAGUGACAAAUUCCCAUAAAAUUUUGAACGAAAAUAAUGAUACAACUUCUUCAAAUAUGGAUUGAAAUAUGCAUCAGCUUCGCAAAUGGUCAAAGGAAAUAGCGACAAUGAUGCUUUAGUGACAAAUACAAACAAUGACAAAACUGAUGGUGAUUGUGUUGAACUCCAGAAAGAAAUAGAAGAAGCUCUUAAAGUUUUGAUGAAUGACUGUGGGGAACAAAAUGAAGAAUUAUUAUCACUAAGCGAUCACUAUUGCGCUGCAGAAACGGUAUCUUCCAAUCUGGAAAGUGACUACAGGAAUAACGGGCAAGACAAUUUAAGACCUAAUGAUAAUUAUAUUAAGAAGCCUGCUACUUCAACUAUUAUGGUCAACCAGGAGGCAGAUUAUACUGAUACUGCCCAGCCUGGUACUUCAGGUAUUUCUAUGACCAACCAGGAUAAUGAUGAAGACUUUGUAUCAAAUGAAAGUGAUUAUGAAGAGAGCGAAGAUGAUCUUGAUAUGAGUCAACCCAUGGAAAAGGAAAAUUCAGAUAAAGAAGAUAGUGGACCAGAAAAUAAUGAGAUUGAAACCAUUGAAGAAGAAUACGUUGAAAUCAGUAGAAGAAAAAGGAAGCGAAAGGCUGACACUGCCUGUUGGAAAAGACAAGAAUGUAAAAUUAAACGUGAAAAGGGUGAAAAAUAUGAUGAGCUAAGGAAAAAUACAGACGGAAAAUGGACAACUUAUGCAGCAAAACCACCUCGUAAAAUGAAACAUUUCUGUAACUUUAAGAUGUCGGGAAAAUCUUUGAAAAUACGAUGCCGUUUUUUUACAGAAGAAGAUAGAUAACAGAUUUUUUAUCUAUUCUGGAAAAACAUGACUUGGCCUGAAAAGAAAAUUUAUAUUUCAUAUUUUUUAGGAACAGGGGCGUUCUGAGUCACAGAACCCUGUGAUGGAAGCAGUGAACGUGGCGGCACCACAUGCAGUUGUGAUGAUGUCGUGUAAAUGGGACAUGACAGGCGUCUACGAGAGACAACAGCCAGAGGAAACGUCAGAUACUACAAUGCCAUGAAGUGGUUUUGUAAAAAGGGGAGGAGCCAGAGGAUAUUUAUCCGUCCACUUCUGGGUUGGGCAUUUAAAAAUUGUCGAUGCGACUUCAAAGACCACCACCUUCACAGCUGACCGUCCAUUAUGUGCUGCCAAACAAACGGCUAGUCGAACUGGGUGACAAGGUCGGGCUGCCCAAAAAGAGGCAGACAUAAGGAUGCAUAAGGUGGAAGAGAGCAUCCAGCAACAACUCCAACUAGACAGUAUUAGACAAAAAAUUGAAGAGGAAAACCUGCAGGCAGCAGUUUUAAGAAAAAAAGUAGCGGAGAAAAACCUGCGGACCACCACAGAAUCCCGAAAAAGGCUGAGACGGAGGCUGAGCUAGCUAUGCUACAAAUGC
Molecule: messenger RNA, 1640 nt
Organism: Sitophilus oryzae (rice weevil)
Lineage: Eukaryota; Metazoa; Arthropoda; Insecta; Coleoptera; Curculionidae
Exons: 5
Coding region: 302-1042 (246 amino acids)
Source: RefSeq, a predicted model, not a curated record